AUGCCACACAAAGCUCUCAACAAGAGGUCAAGUCAUUUAUUUACUGCUAUAGGGAAAAACCAGCUUCCUCUAUCCGCUACUAAUCUCAUUGUAGAACACCCACGUACCUCCAAAUUUUACUUGUUACCCAAGAUGCACAAGCCUGGAAAUCCCGGUAGACCUAUAGUUUCCGCGUGUUCGUGCCCUACUGAACUUCUAGCCCUCUAUCUUGAUCAUAUAACGGCACCUUUUGUGCGGAGCCUAGACAGCUAUGUGAAAGACACCACACACAUGCUGAACAUCCUUGACUCCUUCCGUUUCAGGGACGUUGAUGCACAGCGUUUAAUUUUCACUAUGGACUGCAUCAAGUCGCUGUAUACGGUUAUACCAAAUGAUGGAGGUCUCUGCACACUGCAAUACUAUCUUGACAAGAGAGAGAUCCUUGAACCACCUACGGAUACUCUCCUACGCAUGGCUGAACUAGUACUGACACUUAACACCUUUGAAUUCAGUGGUGAAUAUUACAAACAAACAGGUGGAGUGACCAUGGGUAGUCGACUAGGGCCGAAUUAUGCCUGUCUUUUUGUUGGCCACGAGGAGGAACGCAUCCUUUCCAGCUAUACCGGUAUAAAACCAGACUUAUACAAGCAGUACAUGGAUGAUGUGGCCGGCGCUGCUUCAUGUAGUGAAGAGGACCUCCGUCAGUUCCUCGAGUUUGCUUCCUCGUUUCACCCUAACCUUGAAUAUACAUGGUCGGUCUCAACGGACAAACUUCCUCUCCUGGAUAUCUACAUGAAGCCUCAAGCUAAUCGCAUAGCCACUUCUAUAUAUUACAAAGCCACGGAUAGCCACUCUUAUCUCAACUUCAGUUCAUCCCAUCCUUACAGUUGCAAGUCAUCCAUACCUUAUAGUCAGUUUCUCAGACUGCGUAAGAUCUGUAGUGAUGACGCUAACUUCGACAUUGAGGCUGCAAAAAUGGAGACCUUUUUAGCAGCACGCGGAUAUCCGAAUGACCUCAUUAGAAGGGGAAGGGAACGAGCAUCGACCAAAUCAAGGGCUGAAAUUUUGAAGAGUGACGCUGCUAACACUGCUAACAACAUCGCUAAGGAUAGAAUACCCUUUGUCACUACCUUCCACCCCAGUAAACUAAAUUGUCGAGAAAAUAAUCUCGAGGAAUUUCCGGAUCCUUCGCGAGGACAGCAGGACAAGCAAGAUCUUUGA
Porites lobata is the source of this 1200-nucleotide messenger RNA. The record is from the annotation of a GenBank genome assembly. NCBI's taxonomy places the organism in Eukaryota, Metazoa, Cnidaria, Anthozoa, Scleractinia, Poritidae.